AUGGAUGAAGGCGGCAACACGAACACAGAGGACGAGAACGUGCCGGUGUAUGAGCAUGUCGGAGUGAACUCCAAACCGGUUCACCUCGGUAGCUUUAGAGAUUUAUGGCUAAGGGUCCUGAAACCGGAAGAUUACUCUUUUAACCAGACUUCCGGUGAAAUACAGGAUGCGCAGUUUAUAGAGGAGAUGGGAAUCACACCGGAAACGCUGGAGGAGCUUAAAAGUAUCUGCAGCCCUGAUUCUCUUCGCUGUCACGCUGAGGAUGAAGCUCCUGAUCCCGACGUGGUUCCUGCAGACCCUCAGCUCGCCACGUUAAAGCUGAGGAAGAGGAGACUGGACUAUAAGAAGACUCUCGUACGAGACGGGGUGGGACGACAGGAUGUGUACGCCAACGAGAUGGAAAUGCUGUCUCUGGGAAGGAGACCUGAAGAUGCCUCGGACAUCGUUCCUGAGGGGGAAAUUGUCCUCACCUUCCAUGUUAUCUAUCCUGUCCUGUUUCAGCGAUUUAAGCAUGUGAGGGCGUAUCAGACGCUGCAUGUUCUGGGCUCACAGAAGCUCACGGAGCUCAGAGACGCCAUCUGCUGUGUGAGCGACCUGCAGGUGUUUGGAGAGUUCAGUAACACACCUGACAUGGUGCCUCAGUUCAUCAGCAAGGAUCACUACAAAUCUGCCUUCUUCUACUUCGAGGGGAUUUUUUACAACGACCUGCGCUUCCCCGAGUGUCGCGAUAUCAGCCAGGUGACGCGUGAUUGGGCUAAAAGCAGAGACUUCCCCGAGUUUAAAACUGCGAAGAUGGAGGAGGCGACGUUCAGUGAUCUGAGGGUGAAGGUGGGAUAUCCGUACAUGUACUGCCACCAGGGGGACUGUGAACAUGUCCUCAUCCUCACCGACGUCAGACUGCUCCAUAAGGACGACUGCUUGGACAGGAAGUUGUAUCCGCUGCUGUCGUACAAGCACAUGAUCGUGACCCGGAAGUGCUGUGUGUGUCACCUGUACAUCAGCAGGUGGAUCACGACGAACGACGCUCUCGCUCCGAUGGAUCCGUGUCUGUUCUGUGAUCAGUGUUUCCGCCUGCUGCACUACGACCAACAUGGCAACAAGCUGGGCGAGUUCCAGGCGUACGCUUACGUCGACCCCGGGGCGUUUAACUGAGCGUGCUCCGUACAUCACACCCAGUCUGUGGCUCUCUUCUCACGGGGUUUUUUUUUUUUUGGGAUAAAUAUUUGUUUAUUUUCCUGGAUGUUUUCUUGUACCUAGAAAUUUUGUUUUUGACAAAAUGACCACAGCGUGGAAUCACUUGUUGAUGUUCAACAUUUCAAGAUUUAUUUUUAAAAGCUAAAGUAGUAAAGGGAUGGGAAUUUUGUAAAAUGUUUAUUUUCCUUCUCUUUUCAUCAAACUGGAGCACCAAGCUCUCUCUGUCAGCCUGAAAUGUUCUCCUCAUCUCUUUUCUUCACCAGAGCCUCCAUCUCCUCACCUGAGCUUCUCUCUCUCUCUCUCUGUGCUGGAGCUCAGGUCUCUCAUUCUCUUUCUCCAUCUUCUCAAGCUCCAGCAUCAACCUGUCCGUAUCGGCCUGUAACCUCGCCAUCUCAUCCCUUUCCUUCACCAGAUCCUCCAUAUCUCUCUCUCGCAAAUGUAAAAACUCAGCUUUCUCUGAACUGUGUGAGAGAGAGAGAAAUGUCCUGAUCCUGAAUCAGAAUCCGAACAUCUCUGUGGUGCACCACUGUGUGACUUUGUUCCUCUCAGACUCACAUGUUCCUGAUCCUGUAGCGUCACGCUGCAGGAACGACUUUCCUUUUUUUAUAACAAACAUAAAGAGGGAAAAAAAGAACAGAAUAAAUAAAAAGUAUCGCAGCUUCUGUUUGCUGAAUUUUUACACGUCCUUUACUUUACCCCCUGAAUGUUCAGCGUUGUUGCUCUUUAGCACUGAGGCAGAACGAGAAUCGAACUAAUGCAUAAAAACGUAAAAAACCCACCCCACCAUGAAAUUCUCCACUUAGUGUUUCGCCGUAACAAACCGUCAUCACACCUUCAAAGUGAGUUUCUGACUUUACUUUAGCGCAGGAAUUAUUUUUUAUUAAAUUUCACCCUCUUACAGAGUGGGCUUGAAAACGACGGCAGGCGCCGUGUGAUUCUGUGCACUGGGGUCGUUUCUUAUGAGGAGGAUGCGUUCUCUUAAUUAGUGAUAAUUUAUUCAAAUAUAUUAAAUAACUUUUUUAAAAAAAAGAAUAACCUUUAUAUUACAGUUCUUUGGGGUCUUAUAAAAAUGCAGAUGUGGCCUGGGCGGAGUUAGAAUUGGGUGGAGUAACUUGGGUGGAGCUGAUGAAGACGAGCCUCCAGUUUAAACAGUGAUGGUGUUUAAAUGUUUUUAUUUAUAAGCUGGUGUAUACAGUGGU
This is a messenger RNA of Neoarius graeffei (lesser salmon catfish), 2393 nucleotides long. It is a transcript of the gene snapc3, whose product is annotated as small nuclear RNA activating complex, polypeptide 3. Gene Ontology annotation, molecular function: bent DNA binding; core promoter sequence-specific DNA binding; RNA polymerase III type 3 promoter sequence-specific DNA binding. Gene Ontology annotation, cellular component: snRNA-activating protein complex. The transcript is spliced from 9 exons. Lineage: Eukaryota; Metazoa; Chordata; Actinopteri; Siluriformes; Ariidae. Gene Ontology annotation, biological process: snRNA transcription by RNA polymerase II; snRNA transcription by RNA polymerase III. The coding region runs from base 1 to 1152 and encodes 383 amino acids. The record is from RefSeq and is a predicted model, not a curated record.